AUGCUCGGGACCGAGCUGGUGCUGUUUGCCCUGAACCAGACUCUGCUGCAACAUGAGAGCGUGCGGGCAGGGAGCCUGCAGGCGCCCUACACCACGGAGGACCUCAUCAAGCACUACAACUGCGGGGAUCUCAACGCUGUCAUCUUCAACCAUGACACGUCCCAGCUGCCCAGCUUCAUCAACACCACGCUCCCGCCGCAUGAGCAGGUGACAGCGCAGGAGAUCGACAGCUACUUCCGCCACGAGCUCAUCUACAAGAGGAAUGAGCGGAUGGGGAAGAGGGUCAUGGCGCUUCUGCAGGAGAAUGAAGACAAGAUCUGCUUCUUUGCCUUCGGAGCAGGUCAUUUCCUGGGAAACAACACGGUCAUCGACGUCCUUCGGCAAGCAGGGCUGGAGGUGUUGCACACACCUGCGGGGCAGACCAUCCGCAGCCCUGCCGCCCAGAGCCCUGCGCCCCCCGCCGAGGGGACCUCGGCGAGCCCGGCCCCUGCCACCCCUGCCGCCGCCGCCGUCCCCGCAGCGCCCUCGGCCACCCCCACCGCGCCGCCUGAGGAGGAGGACCCGGCCCUGUCCCCACACCUCCUGCUCCCCGACAGCCUCAGCCAGCUGGAGGAGUUUGGGCGGCAGAAGAAGUGGCACAAGAGGCAGAACAAGCAGCAGCGGCCACGGCAGUUCAAUGACCUGUGGGUCCGCCUCGAGGACAGCACGGCCGCCUCACCGCCCCCGCCGCCCCUGCAGCCUACGCACAGCUCCGGGACAGCAGGGCCCCCCUUGCAGCCCUCAGAGCGGCUUCAGCAGCGGGAAGAGCCUGGCCCCACCAGCAGCUCUGCGCCCUGUCGCCCCCAGCCCACUCUGGGCCUCCUCCCCGCCAUCCUGGCCAGUGUUGCCGCCCCCCUCCUGCGGCUCGCCCUUGGGCCCUCCUGACUUUGGCCACCAGUGCAGAGAAGCCAGAGAAACCACAGGAGGGUCUGUGGCUACACCCCACUGCCCCUGCCCCCACGUCCAGGGUGCCUGACACCUCACGGGCAGUCCAGACGGGAUCCGUUAGAACACUAGAGCUUUAUUGUACCCAAGUUACAUCUUCUUUUUUGUAGAAGGAUCUUAAUUUCCCAUAGUGCUAUGGGGCUCUUUUGUAAAAUAUGUGUCCAUAUUAAAAAAGAAAAGUGUAUUUAUUCUACCGAUAAAACUAUUUUUAUGUGGCCUAUGUUAACCCUUUAAGUAGCCCCAGUGCCAACCCAGGAAGUGAACCCAGGCUGCCAGGAUGUCUGCAAACCUCAGGCAGACCGUGGCUUUGAACUGGCUUGCUCCUAGACCCGCAGAAGCCUCCAGUGUCUGGGUUUGGCUUCUCCCACCAUGGGGAUCUCAGAGAGAGGGGCAGGCAGACAGGCUUAGCUUUUGUGAAGCUGGAUCUGGGAGCCAGAGAUGUGAACGCUGACGAUCCUUCCCUCCCCUGGAUGCAUCCUAGGGUGGGAAGAUACUUUAGGAAAGAAUGCUGCUAUUUUGAAAGCCCUGAGUGUCUGUGAACUGGCCUUCCAGAGCUCUUGGUAAGUGUUUGGACCAAAGCACGGGGUUGGGGGAGGGAUGGUGGUGCUGAGGGGGGAUAUCCCCCAGCCCUCUGUGACAAAUGGUUAAGUUGAGAUCCAAAGAGAAGAAGGUGGUUGCCCAAGGUCAUGCAGUAAGUGGGAGAGCUGGGGUGUGAAUCCGGACCUCUCUGUUCUGGUUUCAUUAAUCUUCUAUAAGCCUGGCUUAUAGAAGAGCCUGUUGAAGUCACGGCCAAACAGAGUGAGCUGGGCCAAAGGACAGGCAUGGGCACAAAAAGGCAAUUUUAGGGACUGAGGCUCUAGGAGUCGCAUGGUAAUAAUAAUCCUAAUGUAAGCCACCAUUUGUCCAAAGCCUGCAGUGUGGCAGGCAUUUUGCACACUCACUUUAUCACUGAUCCUCAUGCCAGUUCUGUGAGAUGUGAUUGUCCGCAUUUCACAGAUGAGGAAACUGAGCCCCCCAAAUGGAUAAAUGGACUUGCCUAAGGUCACCUGGCUGGGACAUGACCCCCGAUCAGUAUGAUUCAGAAGCGAUGCUUGUCCCCUGGACCAUAUUUUGCCAUGUUCUUGCUGCACAGGGAAGCUCCAAGGAAGGCAGAUCUCACCCAAAUGGGCCAGUACAAGCUCCUUGCUCCAACCAAAGAGACCUAUUGGCCACAGUCACUCAUGUUGGCCCCUCUGAACGAAGGGCUCUGGCAACAGUGUGGACCACGUGUCCCAUGCCCCAGCUUGUCUUAUCUUGGAGCCAGUGAGAGGCUUUCCUAUCAAAUCAGAGGCUGGUGGGUGGGGGAAUCUGGGCAGGCAGGCAACUGAGACUUAGGGAAACUGACCUCACUCCUCUGCCUCCAGGGUGGUAGCUGAGAUAGCAGAGGACCGAGGUUGGCUGCCUCCUAGCCCUAAAUCCCCACUGGGCUGGUGGCUCAUCAGUUACAGAGUUUUGGAACCCAUGAGCAGAAAGUGCCCCUCAUUUGACAGAUAAGAACGGCAAUAAUAAUCAUGAGGCCCAGAGAGGAGAAGCACUUCCCCAAGGCUGCACAGCUGGCCGGUCUGCUGACCCCCAGCCCAGUGCUCCACACCCCGGGUUUCCCUGGCAGGCCUGGUACUGGCUGAUUAGCCCCAAUGCCAUUGUGCCCAGCCUGGCAGCUGUCUCCCUUCUGAGACAGAAUUUUGGACAGCUCUGGAUGGCCAGAGGUCCUGUGAGCAUCUUGGCCAGCAGCUAACUUCUUUUCAUCUCGGCCCUGGAUGGACAUGUUUGAGCUUAAGACCUGGCAGGAGUCCUGAGAUCUGCUUCAGAGGAUCCAGCCAGCCCCAUGGGCAUCACGUUGUAAACUGAACUUGACCCCAACCAGGGCUGGAGCCCGUUUAUCUUUGGCAGAAAUGUGACUUCCUAUUUCUGAGUGGGAAGGGGCUUCGCUGACUUCUAAAGCAGGCUCGGAAGGCCUGUUGGACAUCAAACAGAUGGCGUGGAGCGCUCUGUAGAUGAGAUAAGUGUCAAGGAAUUAGAAGCCAGAUUUCCCUCAGUUCAGUGCAGUGUGUGGCAUGAGAUGCACUCAGCCGAAGCUUGAGGUGAAUUAAAGAUGAGACAUUUGAGCGAACAGUCCAGGUACCUGACUGCAUGCCCAGUUCUGUGGCGGGCACGAGCCCAGAGAGGUGAAUCAACCCACCGUGUGACAGUCGAGCGUGCGCGCACGGUGCCCAGUGAGGUGCUAAGACCUCCUCUGUGCACCUUUCCUGGCCCAGAGGAGCCCCUCAUCAUCAAGGUGGAGCAAGCAGCCCAGUCGUAGGUUCCUAAAAGGAACUUUAGAGGUUAUCCUACCCAGGCCCCUGACCACAGACAGAUUCAGCCCUAGUCUUCCCCAGAUCCAUCCUCUGGAGAGAUUAGGAGAUUCCAAACGUUCCCUCCAACAAGCGCUCAAGUGUCUAAAGAAAGAUGGAUGGCGGCAGAGGGGCGGGCCGGCUGAUUAGGUAGGCCAGUGCCAAGGGGACAGCCGGAGCCGAUGUCGAUCGGACGUCUACAGCCUGAGCUCACGGAUCCCUGCAGCCCACCCACCGGCCGGGGUGGGAAACAAACCUACAUCCCAGAAGACCUGAGGCAUGUCUGUGGAAAUUUGCACGGCUGGGACACUGAAUUCUCUCAUCCCGAGCCAGGGAACCACCACGCCAUCCGUAGCCACUUACACACUUUGGAUAUCUAUCCACCACUGCUGACAUUUUUCCAGCAUGUUCUAUGUGCCUGUCCUCAUAAAAAGCCCCUGUUGCUCUGAGAGCCCCGUGUACAUUUCUUAGGGCUUUCAUGGUUGACCUUCAGGUGGCAGAGAAGAUGGAAGGACUGAGACCCAGCAGGCUAAGUGACCUGCCCGAGGUUAGGCAGCAUGUCAGUGGUGACCCUCGAUUCCCGUCUCAGGAAAACUGACCGAACGGCCCAGGGGCAUUCUGGAAGCUGCCAGCAUGGCCACGUCCUUCCAGUCCUCCUCCAGGCUGUUCUGACGCACCAGCAGCCAGGUGAAGGCAGGGACAGUGGAGAUGUUAGGCUGCAGGGAGCUGCAAAGGGCCACCACGGGCCCCUCCAGCUGAGAUGCAAAGACCCGGAGUGGAUGAAGCACGGAAACUUGCACUGACUGGCAAAUUUGCUUUUGCGCCAAAUAACCACAAGCUGAUUUUUCUCAUAUGCAAUGCUCUGCCAUCUCCUGCCUCACCCUAGCUAGGCCCGGGCAAGCCUCAGGGCUCGGGACCCCAGUUCCACCUGCCCAGUCUCCAGCCCAGUGCCCUUGUUACAAUGGAUCCCAAAGAAUGGUCCUCCACCAAAAGGCACGUUUAAGAAAACCACCACGAAAGACAAGAGAGGCUCCACCUGGGAACUGCCACUCUGAUGGUGUCCCAUGUGGCGAGAACGAACUGGGGCUCAUGAUACUGUUCCAGCGACUGUGGGUUAAGAGCAGGAGUCCUCGGCCUGGCCUUCCAGACCCUCCAUGAUCAGGCCCUGCUGACUUUGCCAGCCAUGUCACCCAUCUCUCCUACUCUGUGCCUGGCCAGACUAAAUCCUAUUUGUCAUUUCUAGAAUAGACAGGUUGUUCCACAUGUGCCACUCCCUGGGUCUGGAAACUCCCUUCUCUUUCCCCAAGUCCUCAUUUUUUGAGGAUUAACUCAGAUAGCACUUCCUCCAGGAAGCCCCCUGUGAUGUUCUUUUGCUUUUUUAGCAUCUGUCACAACACCCACUGAUCACUGUUGAGACUAUAAUAGUGUAUCUGGUCUCCUACCGGACCACGAGCUCCUUGAUGGCAGGGGUCAUGUAAAUUCGUCUUUGGAUCCUCAUCUGACACAAAGAUGGCACUCAGUAGAUGUGUAGAGAGGAAAGGAGGAAGGAAGGAAUGAAGAGAGGCAAGGAGAGACAAAGACCUCAGCUCUGGCAGUGGAAUAAUCUCUACAAAGCCAAAGCUGUCCCCUGCAGGUGGUGAGUUUGCUGUCAGCAGAGGUGUGAGCAGGGCAUAGGCCCGCCAGCUGGAGAUGUGGUAUGAGAGCUGAAGUCUUGGCAAGGGAUUGGUGUGGAUGACAUUGAGGGUCCCUCCUGGCUCUGUAAUGCUCAGGUUCUUUGAACAUUGUUAUUUUUCCAAAAAUUCAUCUAAGCAGCCAAAAACAUCACCCAGGCUGGCCGUCUAAACCAGUAAGGUUCAGGAAUCCAUCCAGCCUCACACCCCUGUUCUUCAAGAGCCCAGCCAGGCCUGAAGUAAAUUGGCAGGCUUGCCGGCUACCCUGAGGCAGGGAGACUUCUGGGUGGUGGGGGAGGGCUGGACUGGAACCCAGGGCCCCUGACCCCAGCCAGAGCUCCUUCCCUCCCUGCCCCCGACCAUGGGGGAUGGAAGAGAGGGGUCACGAGGACUGAUCGACCCCCUACUUGGCCCUUUCCUGGGAGUAUGGGCACACCCUCAGACCUCCCCAUCCUUUCUCCAAAUGUUGGCUCUUCCUCUCCAGAGGUGCUCUGGAUACUCCUUCACCUUGCUAGGUGACCUUGGGCAAGCCCCUGCUCCUUUCUGAUUAAAUGGAGACCUUGUUUCCUGCCCAGGCCAUUCUGGGGGCUGGAGGAAUGCUGUGUGCAAUCUCAGGGCUCCGUGAAGGUGAGGCACCACCCCUCCUCAGGCUCCGUGCUCAGCUUUCCUCCCAGGCCCCACAGACCGCCUUGGGGUUGGGAGCAUGUCGCAGACAGGCCAGGGUGACAGAGGAGCAUGCCUUAAAGGUUGCUCCCUCCCAGACCUGCUUCAGGGAAAGUGGGCUUUGGAUGGGACCUGAAUCUAAGACAUUUCCAGGGAGGCUGUGAGACAUCUUGGGCCCCAGGGGCUGGGGCAGCAGGGGCUAACUCUUGGCCAAGGGAGGUUCUAGGCCAGAGCAGGGGCAGCUGGAACUCUUGCCCCAUUCCCGGGCCUCAAAGAGAUUGCAGAAGGUCCCCCAGCUGACUCAUUUUGUGACACAAGCUUCAGAUCUUAAUGUAUUUGAAAGGUAUUGGUGAUGUUGUUCUUUUAACCACCUCUUCCCUUCACCUCUGUGAAUUAUCAUGAAGAGUCCUUUAAGAAUAUAGAAGACAAAGAAAGAUGCUAUUAAUGUUAUUUUGCCAAAAAUAUUUUUGUAGCAUAAUAUAUUAAUAAAAGACAUUAUAAAUUCAGCGGGA
Molecule: messenger RNA, 6198 nt
Organism: Leptonychotes weddellii (Weddell seal)
Lineage: Eukaryota; Metazoa; Chordata; Mammalia; Carnivora; Phocidae
Source: RefSeq, a predicted model, not a curated record